This is a messenger RNA of Pomacea canaliculata, 1217 nucleotides long. RefSeq lists its product as uncharacterized. The record is from RefSeq and is a predicted model, not a curated record. Lineage: Eukaryota; Metazoa; Mollusca; Gastropoda; Architaenioglossa; Ampullariidae. The transcript has 4 exons. Bases 16 to 801 code for a protein of 261 amino acids.
CUGUCAUUAGACAUCAUGGCGGGCCAUAUCAGUGGGAUGUUCAGACUGUUUGUGCUUACAGAUAUAUUAUUUGUGUCUGCUACCCUGAACACACAUAUGCACAACGUUGCACUGGACAAAGUAUGUAACAUCAGUUCUCGGCAUGUAAAUCUACUCAAUUUACCUUCAGGAAAUUGCUCAGCAGCUAUCAAUGGAAACACAAACACUGUCUUAAAUCUUUCUAUUACUCCGCCAAACUGCAUCCACACUGCGUUAAACGACACGUCACCCUUCUGGUGGGUGGAUCUGGGACAGAAGGUCGCCAUCAGUGUCAUCACGAUCUUCGGACGGACAGGCUUUACAGAAAGAAUGAUCUGCGUUAAUGUUUCUCUUGAUGGAAAAGUCGUCAAACGAUUCAAUGAUACCAGCGGGUGGAGCAACAAUCAGUAUGACAUCUCAGUGGGUCGUAGAGGGCGAGUGGUCAACAUCACCAAGGACUGCAACAAUGACGGGAUCAUGAUCAACAUUUGUGAGGUACAGGUGUGGGUGUGUGACGACGGUUGGUAUGGAGACAACUGUACACAAGUCUGUGGACGCUGCGCUGGUGGCUCUGUCUGUGACAAGAUCAACGGGAGCUGUACAUCCUGUGAUACAGGCUUCCAGUUACCAAUGUGUACAUGCAGGGCAAAUUUACUUUUACUGAAAAUUAAAGAAAAAUUAAUCUCCACACUUCAGGAAAUUAAUUGGAAUUUUACAUCAUGGCGGCUACAGUUAAUAAAAGAUCUAGGAUUCACCUCAACGAAAAGACAAAUUCUCAAAUAAUAGCCAAUAACAUGCUGAGUCGUUUUCACUCACAAAUGUUGGGUUCGAAGAUAAUUGCUCCCUUAUCCUUGUAAUUAGACUUGAACAGUGCAUCGACUCUCGGAGGCAAUACAAAGACCGGGAUGUCUAAUUUGUUGUGUUUAUGAUUUCGUUUGUAAACAUAUCACAGCAACGAUAUGCGUCUGACAAGUAGAAUCCAGUCCCUUGCUCCAGAUAGUUCUAUGGGCACUGUAGCACAUCCUUAGGUCACAGCCUGCUCCAGAGUUUGUCACUGCAGCUUAAUACCGUCUGUGACAAUAAGAUAGGCAGUUACUUAUCCUGUAAAAUCGGAUUAAUGCAAAUACUCGGUUAAGUAUUCUUUAGAGCGUCUGCUCGUUUGUAAUAGACACUAAGCAAAUAUCCAACCACUUUCAUAU